This is a messenger RNA of Ceratitis capitata (Mediterranean fruit fly), 1720 nucleotides long. Its product is annotated as pickpocket protein 28-like. Gene Ontology annotation, biological process: sodium ion transmembrane transport. The annotation marks the transcript as partial. The transcript has 6 exons. The record is from RefSeq and is a predicted model, not a curated record. Lineage: Eukaryota; Metazoa; Arthropoda; Insecta; Diptera; Tephritidae. Gene Ontology annotation, cellular component: membrane. Gene Ontology annotation, molecular function: ligand-gated sodium channel activity.
AUGGCAUCGACGCUCCGCGGCGGUAUCGGUGGUAUUGCUCAGACCACGGAAAACCCAGUGCAAGUGUCGGUAAUAAUGGAGCCAAUAAAGAAGAAAGCACAAAAUUUCAUGGAAAUCAAGUGCCCAAAAAUUAGAACUUUCAUAGGGAAAAACACUAAAGACUAUUGUAAUGACACCACUAUACAUGGUCUUAAAUAUAUAGCCAAUAGCAGUCUGUUUCCUCUAGAAAGAAUAUUUUUCGCAUGUUCUUUUGUGAUUGUCGUGCUUGGUGCGGUUUUUUUCGUGGAUAAAGUCUAUGAAAAAUGGAAUUAUACACCGGUUAUAAUGAGCAUAAAUUCUCAGCCCACUGGAAUAACUCAAGAUCCCUUUCCGGCAGUUACUAUAUGCAAUUUGAAUUUGGCUUCUAAACAAAAAGUUGAACGGUUUUCCAUCUAUUCACUUGAAUAUACUAUGAUACAAAUGAUGUGCAGAUAUCCUGUCAAUGAAACUAUUGCUAAUGAAAUUACCGACUGGAGCAACUUAAGAGGUUUUGUUUCAGAGAUCUCGCAGACAUGUAGUGAAAUGCUGAUCAGCUGCAAAUACGGUGGAGUUAAGUACAAAUGUACUGAAAUUUUCCAGCCCGUUAUAACCGACAGCGGUUCAUGUUGUGCUUUUAAUAUGAUUCAUGGAAAGUUCUUGUUCAGAAGAAACCCAGAGUGUGCUAACUGCACAGCUCAAACACCGAAGGGCACUGAGCACGUUGAAUGGAGUCCAGAGAACGGUUACCAGAAAAAUUUGCCUCGAAGUUAUAGUCCUAUGCCUGCAGUUGGCACGGGCGAAACAUUGGGCUUGUCCGUAACACUGGAUGUGCAAGCUGAUAAUUAUUACUGUUCAUCUGGGAGUAGCGUUGGUUUCAAUAUGCUAUUACAUAAUCCUCUUGAGGUGCCUAACAUGAGAGAAAUUGGUUUGCCACUGACGCCCGGUCGUGAGACAAAAGUCCGAAUAAGAGCUGUUAAAACCGAUUCGGAACAGGGCUUGCGUUCAAUGAGUAAAAUGUCGCGGAGAUGUCUCUUCGCCGAUGAAAAACCUUUAGAGUACUAUAGAUUUUAUACACAACGCAAUUGUGAGGUGGAGUGUUUGGCGAAAAUGCUGUUGAAAUAUUGUGGUUGCGUAACACAUUUUGUGCCCUUAUUUUUGGAGAACCAAAACCAAUGUGGUAUUUACGAGAUGUCCUGCGUGAUGCGUAUACACCUGCAAUCGAUGGUUACAAAUAAUGGCAAGGGUUGUCCCGAAGUCUGCCUGCGCGGUUGCUAUGAUUUGACUUACCUACCGGAUUUCUUCACAAUACCGUUAUCACAUUCAGGAUUUCAAGUCAUUAACCAAGGCAUUAAGAAUAUGAGUAGUGCCUACGUAGAGAAAAAUGUUGCAGUAGUAAAUAUUUACUUCAAGGAUGUCGCGUACAGAAGCAGCAAACAGGCGGAAUAUAUUGGAAUAACGGAUUUUUUAUCAAAUAUUGGUGGAAUCCUUGGACUAUUCUUUGGCUUUAGUUUCAUGUCUUUAGCGGAAUUCAUAUUCUAUUUUCUUUUGAAGCCGAUUCGGGUGCUGAUUGUUAAAUCUUGGUCAAAACGAGUCAUAAAAAGACGAAUGUCCAAAAAGUUGAAGCCCUUUGAAAAACUUUCGAAACCAUCCAACCAACUGAAUUCAAGUGAACAGAUAGAAGCUGUUGAUAGUUACUUUAAAG